Musca domestica (house fly) is the source of this 629-nucleotide messenger RNA. It is a transcript of the gene Muted, whose product is annotated as biogenesis of lysosome-related organelles complex 1 subunit 5. Bases 129 to 587 code for a protein of 152 amino acids. The transcript is spliced from 3 exons. Gene Ontology annotation, cellular component: transport vesicle; BLOC-1 complex. Lineage: Eukaryota; Metazoa; Arthropoda; Insecta; Diptera; Muscidae. The record is from RefSeq and is a predicted model, not a curated record.
UGUAGUUUCUAUGACAUCGCCAUCUACACAGCUUACACAACAUCAUCAGCUUGCCCACCCAAUGGCCGAGCCAUUGGCAACCCUAGUAUCAUGUGACAACCAUUGACAGCCGAAAGAAUAAAGGGAAAAUGAUAACAUUGGGAAAAGAUAUAUCGAACACCCAGUAUCGUAUUUUGGAUCAUCGUGUUUUUGUAAAUGGAGAAAUAGAAACUUUUCUCAACAAUUUCGAAACACAACGCAACGAUUCAGAAGUGGAAUCUUUGUUCAAAGUAACCGAGACAGUAGGUGCCUUGAAAUACGAUCUAUCCGAUAAAUGUAUUAGCUUGGGAGCGGCACAUUUAGGUAAUAUUGCCGGUGAAUUAAAGACCAUAUUGGGAGAAGUGGAAACUUUGGUUGAAAAUUUACAGGUACCAAAGGAGGUGAGUGCUGAAAUACUAGAGUCUCGAGCACAGCGAACCAAACGCAAAGAAGAUUUUGAUUUGGAACUGAAACACAACUACCAAAGAGUUGAAAAUUCAUUUGCAGUUAAAGAGGAAGAAAUAUCAGAAUUGUAUUCCGAUUUGCAGCUCAAGCUUAAACUGAAGUGAUAAAAAACUCAAACACACAUUUUACAAUGGGCACUAUAGAUA